GAAUCCAAGAUGACCCCUAAAUAUGUGGUGCUCUAAUUAUGUUUUUUUGUGUUUUAAUUAAUACUAUUUAGUAUUUAAAAAAAAUACUAGAAUCACAGGUGGUAUUUGCAGUUUUUCAGAAAUACAUACCUGGUUUUGAAUAAAUUAAGAUGUAAAUGAGAUCUCUGGAUCCAAUCAUUAACAUUCACAACAGCUUGUUCCUUGUCCUUUGUUAAAUCAUUAAUCAGUCUGAAAAGCAAAGGUCCUAACACAGACCCUUGUGGUACUCUAUAACUAUUUAUCAAUAAUCCCUGAUUUCAUAUGCGGUAUUUUAAAAGAACAUCUUGUAUAACAUAAUCCAGUUUAUUGCUGUUAGUGAGUAGUUAAAAUUGGGCAGUCUAGUUAAUAAUAAUCAAUGAUGGAUAGUGUUCCAUAAAUUUUAUGCUUACUCUUUUCUGAGCAUUGACGGAUCACAGACCAGGCAGUUUUUAUUUCACUCACUGAGCUGAAUAGAGAUUUUUAUCUUUCCAGCUUCUGCUGCUCAAAAAAAAAAUUAAAAUACUGAAAGAAGAAAAAAAUGGACAGCAGAUCAAAUAAUUCUUAUACACACUGGGUCUAACAGAAUAAUACAUUAACUUGUUUUCUAGAGUAUUCAAAGCUCUUUUCAUUGGAAAAAUGUAUUGUUGUGCCUGCUAAAUGAGGGGUGGCGACCUUUACGUUAUUUACUAGAAGUGAAGUAAACCAGUUUUGCGAGUCUUUGUUGAUCUAUAACUGAGGUUGCUGUUAAAGUGUGGCCACAUUACUCUCUGGACCCACCUUGGAGCUCUUCCUCUUCUUACGAACAACAAAAGCUGUUAUAAGAACGACUGGUCAUGGCUCUGCGACCCAGAGCUUCUUCCCAGCCAGGAAAACUUUCUCUGCCUCUGAUCGCCAAGGUGACCUCAUCCCUUCGUCCACGAGCCGUUUCCUCUCGCUCAUGGUCCAUGCUGGAGGAUGAGCUGUCUUGUCCCAUCUGCUGCGAGAUCUUCAAGGAGCCAGUCGUGCUCAAGUGCAGCCACAGCUUCUGCAGGGCCUGCCUGCAGCAGUUCUGGAACAAGAAGAAGGCGCGGCGCGAGUGUCCGGUCUGCAGGAGGAAGUGCUCUCUGACGGAGCCCACGGUCAGCCUGGCCCUGAAGAAUGUGGCCGACACCUACCUGAGGGAGCAGGAGAGGAGGACUUCGGUGGCCGGGCCGGGGACGGGGGCCAGCGUGGCCGCGGAGGAAGCGGUGGUGCUGGAGGAGAAGUGUGCGACACAUGGGGAGGUUCUCAAACUCUUUUGUAUGGAUGACUUUGAAGUCUUGUGCUGUGUGUGUCACACUUCCAAGAAGCACCAGGGACACAAAAUGUGUCCUCUAGAUGAAGGAGCCCAGGAUCUGAAGUCAGAACUGAAGAAGGAGCUGACCCCCUUGAAGAAGAAUCUGCGGCGCCUGUAUGAAGCCAAGCAGGAGUGUGAUGACACAACUGUGCACAUCAAGAACCAGACGCAGGCCACAGAGAAGCAGAUACGGCAGGAGUUUGAGGAGCUUCGGGAGUUUCUGGAGCGGGAGGAGGAAGUGAGACUGGCCACCCUGCAAAAGGAGGAUGAGGAGAAAAAGGAGCUGCUGAGGAAGAAGUCUGAAAGCAUAACCAGAGACAUCCUGACUUUUUCCCACGCCGUCAUCGCCAUAGAGAAUGAGAUUGCGUCCAGUGAUGCUCAGUUCCUUCAGAAUUACAUCAGUACAAAGAAAAGAGCACAGCUCCCCCAGAAAGGUCCGGAAAAAGUGUCAGAUGCCCUUAUAAAUGUGGCCAAGCAUGUGAGCUCCCUGAAAUACCACGUUUGGGCAAACAUGGUGGAACUGGUUAAGUACACUCCCAUCACCCUGGAUCCCAACACCGCCUACUCCUGGUUGUCGCUCUCCUCAGACCUGACCAGCGUGGCCAACAGUGGAUCCCUCAAGCAGCUCCCAGACAAUCCUGAGCGUUUUGGUCACUUUGUGUUCGUGCUGGGGUCAGAGGGCUUCACUUCAGGCCGCCACGCCUGGGAGGUGGAGGUGGGCGGUAAAGAGGACUGGAUGCUCGGCGUGGUCAAGGAAACCAUUGACAGGAAAGGGCGAAUUUCGGGGUGUCCGGAGGGGGGCUUCUGGAUGAUCUCUCUCUCUGAGGGCGAGUACUCAGCGAUGACGAGGCCCAGCACGCCGCUCCACCUGGAGGGCGACCUGACCAGGGUCAGGGUGCAGCUUGACUACGAGGCCGGAGAGGUCAUUUUCUCCAACCCUUUGACCAUGAAGCCCGUCUACACCUUCACUGACUUUUUCACUGAAAAGAUGUAUCCCUUCUUCUGCCCCGGAGUCAACAUUAAUGGGAGCAACCCCAAACCUCUGAAGAUCUGCCCCGCCAACGUGGCUGUGUGGAACAGCGCGACCUGGUGAUAUGGAAGCAGUGAUGUGUUAGAUUACACAUGUGAUGAUGUUUUUGGGCAGGUGUGAACUGAGCAUGAUAUAAAGAAAGUACUAUUUUUAUUGUUUUUUUACAUUAAUUAACACCAGACACUCUUAUACUAACUCCUUUAAUCGCCUUUCUGUUUCUCAAUCAGCCGCAGCAGAGAGAGCAUCAUUCUCGCCCUGGUGGUAAAAAAAACACACAUUUUAAAUCUCACACUACACCCAAUUUCAUUUUAAUCUUACAAAUCACACAAAUAAAAGAAAGUUUACUGAUAUCAAGAUUUUCAUGUGCUACAAGGGUUCCCAGUCACUCUUUAAGGCAAAAAUAUGUUUCAUAAGAAUAUCCUGAACAUUAAAUCAGAAGGACUGAGAAGACAACAAUGCUACAAACAUUGGUGCAAAAAAAACCAACAAAAAACAUCAAAAAUAAAAAACUAACAAUGUGUUGCAAUUGUGUUUCUUUCAAUGAUGCUGGAAAUUCAGAAAAUAUACCUAAAAUUUUAAUUAUUUUUUAAAUUCAUGUGGUUAUUUAUCCUCACCGGUCUCUUCAUUGUUUGGACCAACAACUGAACAAAACAAAAACAAUUAAGCCCAAAAUUAUUCUCACCACAGGUAGAUUUAGAUGUUGAAUAAGCUUUAUUUUACUAAGAUGUUUAUUUUUCAUAGAACAGGAGGCAGAGAUCUCUAAAAGAUAAUAAAAUAACUUAAAAGACAUUCAUUUUGAUAAAAUAAAAAAUGUUUUUACAUUUUAAUGUAAGGAACAUGUAAAGAAAUUAUGCAAACCUUUCUCGGUCAUCAACAGAAACGUCUUUACCGGCGUUAUAGCAAUCAGAACUCAUGUUUCCACUAAGAUUUUGCUGAUUUGUUUCUGGUGAUGACCUGUUUGACAUUAGAAGACCUUGUUACAAUCUCCCUAAACUUUAUUGACUCCCUCCACAGAUUCUCCACCAGAUUUAGGUCAGAAGUCUAACUGGGCUCUUCCAAAACAUUCAAAUAAUUUCCAGUAAAAAUAAACAUUUUGGUAACCCGAAUAGUCUCAUUUUGACUUGACUUCAUUUUUUCAAAUAUUUUUUUUGCAGUUUUUUUAUUUUAUGGAGACUGAACAAUACUUGUAACUUUUCUUUUUACAAGAACUCACGCACAAUCAUAAGUCCUGACAUUUCCUGUAUGACUGUCAGUGAAUAAACUGCUUCCUCUA
Messenger RNA from Xiphophorus couchianus (Monterrey platyfish), 3636 nucleotides. RefSeq names its product E3 ubiquitin-protein ligase TRIM39-like. Gene Ontology annotation, biological process: protein ubiquitination. The transcript is spliced from 6 exons. Lineage: Eukaryota; Metazoa; Chordata; Actinopteri; Cyprinodontiformes; Poeciliidae. Bases 852 to 2426 code for a protein of 524 amino acids. The record is from RefSeq and is a predicted model, not a curated record. Gene Ontology annotation, molecular function: ubiquitin-protein transferase activity; zinc ion binding; protein binding.